Aureobasidium musti is the source of this 2091-nucleotide messenger RNA. The record is from the annotation of a GenBank genome assembly. NCBI's taxonomy places the organism in Eukaryota, Fungi, Ascomycota, Dothideomycetes, Dothideales, Saccotheciaceae.
AUGACACCCGGCUCGCCAUCGAAAUAUACAGAUUACUUCCACCAACCACGACGACGGACUCAUGUUGUCCGCAUACUUGCAAUUUCUCUUGCGAUCGUACUUUGCUAUCUCGUUGCGACACGUGGGCCGGACUCGCCAGAAUGGGUACCCACAACCAUACAAGACAAAGUAAUCUUUGGUGACCACGCUGAGAAACCUGUCAGCGAGGUGACGCCGCCGCGUGGCUACAGUGAUACGGAAAGUGGAAGGUGGACCGAGCCCGUCGAGGAGGAAGCCGAGGUUGAAUCNGGACAAUGGAAAGAGAUGGAACAUACUGUCGAUCGUGUUGAAGGAGAUGAAGAGGCCGAGUACGAGAAACUCAAGGACUCGCAGACCGACGACAAAUAUUCCGAGUCGAAAGAAGGCUCUGAUCAUGUAUCAGCGAGCGGCAUUGACGACGAGUUUGCUGGAGAGCCAUCGCAUCAGACUGAAACUACAUCAUCUGUUGCUCACAGCACCGGCCUUGGAGAGAAGUACACCUUCCAAGAGGCUCUCAANAAUGUUCUCCACAUGGUUCCAGACCAAGAUCACACUCGCGAGUUCCUAAGCCCACUCGAGGGCGGUGGUCAGGAUCGUUUGAAAGAGCUAGGUAUCAGAACCAGGGUUUUCCACAAAUUCUUCACCAUCUGGGAGACACUUCAUAUUGUUGCUGACACCAACGUGACUUAUGUUCGCGACGAUGUCAUCAGCUACCUAGAAAGCGCCCCUGAGAAAGAGCUUGCUGAAGUCUCGGAGCUGAAACGCGGAGAUAUCAUCAGAGCCUACGAAAGGUACAGAGCCCUCUUGGUAAAACUGUCGAACACUCUGUUCCCGUACACCUUUCCUUACUUUGCGGACCAUCUCACACUUCAUGCGCACCUCCGCAAUGGUGGCCGUGGUAUCGUUCUCUCUGGCAACGACAAGCAAGCUCCCCUCAUCCUGACUUCGAUCAUGUCUUUCCGCAAGCUGGGGUGUAAUCUGCCAGUCGAGAUCAUGUACCUGGGCGAGAACAGUCUCAACGAUGACUGGAGAACGAAGUUUGAGUCUAUCCCUGGCGUUAUCACCCGCGACUUGAGCCAGAUGGUUUCCGAUGAGGAUUGGGAGCUCAAGGCAUCAGCAUCAAAGGCAUUUGCUCUGCUCAUGUCUAGCUUCCGCGAGGUAAUUUACCUCGAUGCCGAUACGUUGUUCUUCAUCAACCCUGCAGAUCUGUUCGAAGAUCCUGGCUAUGUUGAAACCGGCGCUUUGUUCUUCCGCGACAGGGUUUAUGCUCCCUCUUCUCGCAAGCAGUGGCUCAAAGACAUUCUUCCCAAGCCGAUCUCGAAGAAAGCACAGACUUCCCGCUACUGGACUUGUGAGAGUCGUGAACAGCAGGACUCUGGCUGUCUUGUCGUCGACAAGUGGCGUCACUUUGUUGCUAUGUUGACGGUCACCCGUAUGAAUGGUCCUGACCGGGAUGACAAUGCCAAGACUGGUGCUAAGGGUGUCUACUCGCUAUUUUAUGGCGACAAGGAGACUUUCUGGCUUGGUUGGGAGCUUGCUGGAGAUACCGAUUACUGGUUCAACGAAGGUGCCGCUGGCAGCAUGGGUGUUCUGUCAGAUCACGUCUACUACAAGCUGAUCGAUGGCAAAGCAGAAGUUGUCAAGGACUACCAACCUCCGGUGUCACAGUCAACCCACGAGCAGGACGCAGCACUCGAGGGCAAAUCGAGCGAAGGUGCAGAGACCAAGAAAGAGGGCUCACUCGCAAAGCGCGAUGACCAAGUUCACGAACUUUACACAGUCUCUUCACCACAACUCCUGCACUUAGACCUCAAUAACCGACCUUUAUGGUUUAGUGGCUGGAUUCUCGACGAUAAGUACGAAGAAAACAAGGACAUCAAUGUGAGCACCUGGAAUGUCUACCUCUCAGAAGCAAAGGAAACACAUGAGGCUGCAGAGUGGAGAGUUGGAGGACACAACAUGGCGACACUGAAAAGCAACAAAGCAUACAAGUUUACACAGAAGGAAAAAGAUGUGCUCAAGAUGAUUGUGGAAACUGCGAGGGAAAAUGGGGCUUUGAAGCCUGGACAGUAA